Molecule: messenger RNA, 600 nt
Organism: Eimeria tenella
Lineage: Eukaryota; Apicomplexa; Conoidasida; Eucoccidiorida; Eimeriidae
Product: sterol-regulatory element binding protein site 2 protease, putative
Exons: 7
Coding region: 1-600 (199 amino acids)
Biological process (GO): proteolysis
Source: RefSeq, a predicted model, not a curated record
AUGGCGCCGCAGCCGCAAGGCGGAGGCCCUCGUAUAACAGCAACGGGCGAUAUUAUUUGGCCUGGGCCCAACCCCAGCACGCGACAGCAGGGUCUAGCGCUCCCUUUGGCUGCAGGAGGCCAGCAGCAGCAGCAGCAGCAAGGUAUUGCUUGUGUUUCUGCCUUCACAGUGCUGCUGUGUCUUAUUGGCCUUUGCCUCCACGAAUUCGCACAUGCGGCUACUGCCUACCAAGCUGGGGUGGAGGGCGUGGCUGAGUCGGGGUACCUGACAUGCGACUUGAUUCGCUACGUGGGGAUCCUUGACGUUCUUAUUUUUGUGUUCUUUGUGGCCACCGGAGGAAUCGUGUUGCCUGGAGGCAGAGUGAACAUAGAUGAACGCGCAGUGCGCAGCCGCGGGUGGAAAACAGCCAUAGCGCUGGCCGGGCCCGCCACCAACUUGCUGCUUGGCAUGCUGGGCAGUUUUUGUGUCCAAGUUUAUAUUUUAGCUGCAAGUGCAAAUCCUUCAAUCAUUCCUCUGCCUAUUAUCGGCCUUAUUUGCUUCAUUUUCUUGCAGUUCAUGUCGGCAGUGGUGAACCUCAUCCCCUUCCCUCCUCUCGAGUGA